Sinocyclocheilus anshuiensis is the source of this 2558-nucleotide messenger RNA. RefSeq names its product non-structural maintenance of chromosomes element 4 homolog A-like. NCBI's taxonomy places the organism in Eukaryota, Metazoa, Chordata, Actinopteri, Cypriniformes, Cyprinidae. Gene Ontology annotation, biological process: DNA repair. Gene Ontology annotation, cellular component: Smc5-Smc6 complex; nucleus. The transcript is spliced from 10 exons. The record is from RefSeq and is a predicted model, not a curated record. Bases 177 to 1058 code for a protein of 293 amino acids.
UGACAAAUCGGACAAAAGUUGUAAUAGCAAUUGUUAGUGCUUAAACAAUAUCGUAUACAUAGUAUAAAAAUACAAACCGGGGAAGAACUAAUAAAUAAAAUAAUAUAAAACAUAAUCCGAUACUAGCUCAAUGUACUAUAGCCACAAGCUUCGUCAUAGAAUGCGUCAGAAAUGACAUGACGCCAGUAAAAACACUUCCUUCUACUCUCGCAAAGGUUUCACCGUUGAUACAAAUGACAGACAUGAACCCUGCAGUUUUUAAAGUUUAUAAUCAAGCAGAAACAUUGAAGAUGUCUGAUUCGAAGAGAAGGUCUAGAGGGAGUCAAGAGGAGUCAGCGGGAACAUCCAAUGGAUUGGGUGGGCGGAACAGGUCAGAGAGAGCUUGUGAUAUGGGUGAUGAAGAUGAUAUUGGUGCUGGACCCUCAGGUAUUAGUGAGGAAGAUGAUGAUCCAACACGCAGGAGAGAGAUCAGGAGCAAGUACAGGGAUCUGAUCAAUCAAGUCCAGCAAAAUCGUGAGGACAUGCUGAACCCAGCUAACAAUAAACUCACUGAUGUUUUAGAAGAGGCCAACAAACUUUUUGCCAAUGUGAGGCAGGCUCGUGAAGCAGCGCUGGAUGCUCAACUCCUGGUACUAGCCACUGAUCUAGGGAAGGAAAAGGCCAGCCAGCUACAUGCUGAAGGCUCUGCGUUUGACCCGUCUGCAUUUGCAGAACAUUUGUUGUCCUUCAUGGGUCUGAAUCGUUUGGAAGAUGAAAGUGGUCAGGAUGGGAACUUGGAGGGAUAUUUACCACAAAGCGCCUGGCAGAGGCUUGCAAAGAGAUCUGAGUACUGCUUCAAAACAGCCCCCUCAUUCCACUACAUUUUUCUAAAGACACGGACCUCCCGGACUGUGGAGAACAUCUUCCACACGUCUUUUCUCAUAAGGGAUGGUCUGGUGAAAAUGAACUUGGAUAAGGAUGGGCUUCCUUGUAUAGCUCCAGUAGAGGAAGGAGAGGUAGAGCCUGGUGGAGCUGCUGUCCGACAUCAAUGUGUCGUCUCCAUCAACCAGGAAAGCUAGAGGGAAAUCAUCGAUGCCUUUGAUAUUAAGGGAGCUUUGAUCCCUGCUCCAGAGGUUUUGUCGCAGUAAAGCUAAGUUGGAGGAUAGUUAGCGGCAGCCGGCAAAAUAUUUGUAAAAUAAAAAAUACUGUUUUCUUCCUUUUAUAUUUUUAAUAUUUGGGAUCACAAUUUUAAGAGUUAUGCCUUUGAAUUCUGUAUAAAAUGUAAUAAUUGUGUCUAAUACAAUAAAUGUAAAGUGAACUUGCACUCAACAUUAUAUUGAGUGUUGGAUUCCAAGUAAAACUAAAGAAAUAUUUUAGUUUGAUGGAAACAGGCAAGGUUCAUAACUCUCCACUGUCUGUAAAUGUACAUCUCUGUUCUUUUUCCUCUGAAUUUGAAAUAUUCAGAGAAGCUGGUCAAUUGUGUGCAUAUAGACGGUGUCUGGAUGCUUGAAAAUGUCUCUCUGUUCACAUGGGAUCAAUAUUUCAUAAAACAGGUUUGCUUUGUAAACCAUUAUGUAAAGAUAUUCUAUUUGCAAGUCAAAUCUCCAUUUGCACAGCCCUCAUACUAGAGUGUCCGCUUAUACUUAAUUUAACAAGGUAAGGUAAUUUCCUUGAAUAUAAUUUUACUAUCUAAGCUAUUAAGCCUAACUUUGAUUGUGUGUAGAUAAGAAACUUAAUGCAGAUUAAUUAAAUAUGUGCAUAGUGUUGUGUUUUUAGGGUUUUGUUUCAAUUUCUUAAUAGUAAUCAUUAAUCGGGUCACAAAAGUAUGUAGUAAGAUGAACCUCAAUAUUUGCCAUAUCCUGACUUCCUUGUCAGUAAUUAUGUUCAGAUUACAGUUGAACACAAUCACGUAGAGGUGAAAUAAUUAUUUAUUUUUAAUAAAGUUGAAUAUGUGUGAAUGUGAUUUAAAAGUACUCUUUAAAAAUUCUUAAUGAAUACAUACUCUUGACUGCUGCCUCUAGUCAAGUAUAUAAAUAUUGCCAUAUGGCAAUAUUUGUAUUUUCUUGCGCUUUGUUGUCUGUUACAUGUUCAUAUAAAGUCUGUGUAAAAUGCUUAUGCAGGGAGGCAAUAGAGAGCUGUCCAUGUGUGCAGUGGUGCGGCCCUCCAUAUGCGCACAGAUUGGUCCAAGCUUGGAUUAACUGCCCUGUAGUUUGAUCCCACUGACAUCUGAAGCCUUUUGGAGGGAUCUGCCUGCUGUCUGAGUAACACUCAUGUUCACAAGACACUUCUUUAAGCUGCAGGGACUUUUUGGACAGUGUGGUGGUAUAAAUCUGCAUUCAGGUCAGUGGCUGAAGUUGUGAUUUUAGUGUAGUAUUGAUUUCUUACAGCAGUUUUUUUUGUUUUGUUUUUUUUUCAUUUAUGAUUUUUCAAUCCUGUUAAAAAGUCUUUAGGCUUACUAUCUGCUUGUUGAUGUGCUUUGUUUAGGUGUAGGUGCUGUUUUAUGCCUUUAUAUGCUUUAUUUAAUGUUCAUAAAUGGCUUACUGCUUGAAGUUCUAAAUCUUUGUAUUUCAAAUUGGCUG